CGACUCAACGAGCAACGAACAGGUCACACCGACCCCAACCGUUCUGACAGCGAUCGAGAUACACCAACACUGAACUAUUCGGACAGCGAACGAGACACACCGACCCCGAACCGUCCAGACAGCGAACGAGCUACACCAAUCACGAGUCGCAGUCGGCCAAGACCAGGAAGAAAAACAUUAACCGAAGACGUCCUUAAGUACGUAAAUUAUCAUAAACGGCCCAAACUCCCCGACAAUCGUUUUGAGGUUUUUGGAAAAAAUGUUGGGAUGAAACUACAAGAGUUACCAAAAGAACAGAGAAUCUUAGCAGAAAAAAAUAUUAACGAAACUCUGUUCUUGGCUGAAAUGGGAAGUUUAACUAUGUCACACACUGUAAAAAAAAAUUAUGACUUUCCCAACACUGGUUUUUCCAGUCAGCCACACACACAACCCCUUUUCACUCAGCUACACACUCAAAACCUUUACACUCGGCCACAAACUCAAAUCCUUUUCACUCAGCCAAACACUCAAAACCUUUCCACUCAGCCACAAACUCAAAUCCUUUUCACUCAGCCAAACACUCAAAACCUUUCCACUCGGCCACACACUGAAAAGCAAUAUGCCUUACAAGCUAACCAACACCGCUUUCAAGAACAUGCUGUAGUCCACUAUGAAUCCUCAAGUUUAUCAUCAAUGGAAUCUACAUCACCAUUACAGCCUGAUCAGGAUAACACAAUUGCUACCUAUUUAAGUAAUUUUAAUGAUGAUUUGUAAAAUGUGACGACACCUAAAUAGCAUUAUUGGUUGUGAUACGUCGAGUAAGUUUAAUUAAUAAAUAAUUUCAUGAUUACAGUAUUUUUUUUAUGUCUCAUGCUUACCUUUAAGUACUCUUUCCGUAGAACCUCGUACAAAGCAUCACAGGUUUCAGGAAUGAUUAAAGGAGUUGAAAUUUGCUCCGAAAGAUUGGCAUAAUUACUUGAGGAUGAAUGAAGAAACAUUUAAUCUGCUGGCUUUAGUUACCCCGUUAUAAAGAAACACGACAUUGUAAUGCGAGAAGCAAUAAGUCCUCAUGAAAGAUUAUCUGCUACACUGCGAUUUUUAGCAACAGGACGUUCCUACGAAUGUAUGAAGUUUACUACAAUAAUAUCACUGCAAGCUCUUAGGGCUCCUUAGGACACAGGAAAUGACUGCGUUUGAGAAACAAUUACUUGAGAUGUGGAAUUCUACUAACCAUCUUGCUUUUGAUGAAGACAUGGCAUUUUUCAAUUCAUUCCUCCCUGCAGUUAGAAGCCUAGACUUUGAAAAAAAAAAAAAUUUUUUUCGGAGUCAGGUUCUACAAUUACUUGAUAAAUGAUAAAUGAUAAAUGAUGAUAAAUGAUAUUUAUUUUGCAAAUAGGUUAUAAAAUAACACUUUUACACGUCAAUCUCUUAAAUAACUAGAUGAGGCCGGCAUUUCCUAUCUGACUACUCUGAGAAGAAAUGCCGAAACAAACUCAGAGGUCAUAGUCUCUUUUAAAGUCCAGACAAAAUCAAUUAAAGAUGUCGGAGAAAGAUGUCGGAGAACCGUGCAAGUUGAUUCUGUAGUGGUCUUUUGAGGAAAGAACCACAGCAGUUUGAGCGGACCUGUUCAGAUGGCAGCACGCAUGUGUCAGUUUACAAUCAGCUCAGCUGACGGCUGUUGCUGAAUGAUCCGACGAACAACACCAACCAAAAGAACAUUUGGGUAGGCCACACAAAUGCUCAAACUGUCAGAAUAUAAUUUACUAAAAAUAAAAUGA
Messenger RNA from Spodoptera frugiperda (fall armyworm), 1757 nucleotides. RefSeq lists its product as uncharacterized. The record is from RefSeq and is a predicted model, not a curated record. The transcript has a single exon. The annotation marks the transcript as partial. NCBI's taxonomy places the organism in Eukaryota, Metazoa, Arthropoda, Insecta, Lepidoptera, Noctuidae.